This is a messenger RNA of Quercus lobata, 516 nucleotides long. RefSeq lists its product as uncharacterized. Lineage: Eukaryota; Viridiplantae; Streptophyta; Magnoliopsida; Fagales; Fagaceae. The transcript has a single exon. The record is from RefSeq and is a predicted model, not a curated record. Bases 1 to 516 code for a protein of 171 amino acids.
AUGUGUGACGCCAUCAACUCGACCUUGGCCAGAUAUUGGUGGGGACAGAAAUACGAUGAGAAAAAGUUCCAUUGGAUAAGUUGGCAGAAGUUGUGUACGAACAAGAAUAAAGGAGGUAUGGGGUUUCGAGACAUCAACGCUUUUAACCUCGCAAUGUUGGCUAAGCAAGCAUGGCAACUAAUUCAUGGCACUCAUUCUCUCUUUUAUCGAGUGUACGAAGCCCGGUGUUUCCCCAGUAGCAUGUUCUUAGAAGCCCCAUUGGGCCAUAAUCCUUCAUUCGUAUGGCGGAGUCUUUUGUCUACUAAGGACGUGAUCAUUGAUGGUUUGAAAUGGAAAAUAGGCGACGGUAAGCGUAUUGGUGUCGCUAUGCACAAGUGGUUGUCUCAUAACCCUAUCUUCAAUGGUGAACCCAAUCCUGAGUUGAAGGUUAAUGACUUGAUAGAUGCUGAUACAAGACAGUGGGAUAGAGGCAAGGUUCAUGCAUUAUUCAUAGCCAGAACUUCAUGCAAUUCAUAG